Molecule: messenger RNA, 1985 nt
Organism: Camellia sinensis
Lineage: Eukaryota; Viridiplantae; Streptophyta; Magnoliopsida; Ericales; Theaceae
Source: RefSeq, a predicted model, not a curated record
UCCUGACAAAAACUUGAAAAGAAAAUCAGAGAGAUUUCUCUUCUUGAUAAUAUAUGAUUUUUUUUAAUUUUAUUUUUUAUGACGUUUGUUUGAGAAGGAGGGGUACCCAUUUCGCUUUAGAUUGAGAAUAAUUCAACAUUAUAACAUUCUGUGAGCUUUCUAGGAUUCAUCUAUCAUCUCUUCGUUUGGAAAACAUUUUUGAUUUUCUUCUUUACCAAUUACUCAAAAUCAGUGAGCAAUAAAUGUCCUCAAUUUUUACUAGUGUUUUGUAAGAUCUUGGAUUCUGGGUAUUUUUUUUUUCAAAAUUUAGUUUAGUACUAAUAUACUUUCUUGGAUUGUUGGUCGUGUAUAUAACUUUUGCUUUUCUCUUCUUUUUUGUUUCUGUUGUGGGGUGUCAAAAUUGACAAGAGUUUCUGUCAAUAUGUUAAUAAUUUUUUCUUUUGAAAUUCCUAUAUAGAAUUUUUGCCUAAGAAAAUGAAGGGAAUUUGAAGUCAUAUAGUAAUUUAGAGAUUUGUGUUUCUUGAUUCUUGUUAUAGUUGUUGGAAAGAAAUGAGGAGUGGUUGUUGUUUGUUGUUAUGUGUCAAUGAAGAAGAAGCAAAGUAAGUAAAGUAUUUUUGUUUGUUUGUUUUGUUUUGUUUUGUUUUUUUUUUUUUUGAUGAGGGUUUUGUUGUGCAAUAUCCACUGUCCUCCAUUCAUUUGCUUUUGCAAACCCUCCUCUGCUGCUGCUCAUCUGUACACUCCUGGGCCAUUGAAAUUGGAAAACACCCCACUUCCACAUGUUACUUCAACACUUGUGUCUGUUGUUACUCAUCAUGAUACCACCUCUCAUCAACUAUCUGGAGGUGGUGGUGAGGCCACUGAGGCUAAGGAAGCCAGUUCAGAAUCAGAUGGGAAUCAACAACAACAACAACAACAAGCUGAGAAUCCUCUCAAAAGCUGUAUCAGGAAGCCGUGUGCCGAGCACAAAGAGGUUGAAAAGAAGAAAGUACAAUGGAUUGACAACAUGGGGAAAGAACUUGUUGAGAUCAAAGAAUUUGAAUCCAGUGAUACAAGAGACACCAACAACAAUCAUGAGAAUAGAAGCUGUGUUUGUAUAAUUCUUUGACGCUGCUUAACCAGAAAAACAAGUUACUUGUUGCAUCUUCAGAUAUAUAUUCUUUGCUGCGGGUCCUCUGCUCUCAAAUUUAAGAAUUUUUCUACGACAACAGUUUGAUUUGGCUGAGACUUGGGAUGGGAUCCCUUUGUAAGAAAGAGAGGCUAUUGUUUCUUUAUACAGCUAUGUUGAUUCUUCUACCAAGAAUGAAAACUGCACUACUUGUUAAUCUUUUCUUCUUUUUUCCUUAUUUAUUUAUUUAUUUUAUCAUUCCUUCUCUGCUGUAAUAUCAGAAUAGUUUUAUUAAUUGAUAUUCUCCCUAGACGGAAGCUGAGGCAAUUUGGCAGUUUUGUUGGGACCAAAUAGAGAGCAACAUAUAUAUGAUUGAUAUUGACAACAAGAAGCUGAGUGGAAAUCCAAUUCCUUCCCAUGUAAAACCUUCGACUCCUUGAUCUCGGCCUCCUUCCUGUGGCAGUGGCAGUUCCUAUGGACAUGACACCUGAAUUUGCAUUCAGCGUAAAACCUCUGUUAUAUAUAUGAGCAUAGUAUGAAGCGAUCUUUUGGAUCAUUCAUUGUGUGCAUUUGUCCAUCCGUUGGAAUUUGACCCAAGAGCUUGGUAGGUGUUGGCUCACGUUCAGAGUAGAAGUGAGUUGAUGUAGCUUUGCAAGUGUUGGUAUGAUUGAGCGACAUGACUUGGAUGCCUGACAAGUCCUCUCUCUCUCAAAAUCACCAAAUUAAACUUGCUGGUGUCUCACCAGCAAGUCUGUUGAAUGCAGGAUAUGUUCAGUUUGUUCCUGAUGACGAGUAUAGUCUGGACUGAAUACAUACAUUAAUGUUCUAAUUUCUAUAUCUAAUAAAGUGGAUGUGGUGAUUCAAUAUUUUGCUCCUUCAA